GCCUUUCGGUUUUUGGGCUCAGUAUGUGUAGUGCGUUCGCGGCGGCUGGCUGGAUGAAAAGGCUUGGUCCAGGGAGCCGGAGAGAGAAGAAGAAAACUCGAGCUUCAACCCGGGCAGCGAGAUGGACGUUCUGAAAUCGGAGAUCCUCCGGAAGUGGCAGCUGGUGGAGGACAGGAACCUGUUGGUGGAAAAUAAAAAAUAUUUCAAGCGUAGUGAACUUGCAAAAAAAGAAGAGGAAGCAUAUUUUGAAAGAUGUGGCUACAAGAUACAGCCAAAAGAGGAGGACCAGAAACCAUUAACUUCAUCGAAUCCAGUAUUAGAACUUGAACUGGCAGAAGAAAAAUUACCCAUGACUCUUUCUAGGCAAGAGGUUAUCAGGAGAUUAAGAGAAAGAGGAGAACCAAUCAGACUCUUUGGAGAAACUGAUUAUGAUGCUUUUCAACGUUUAAGAAAAAUAGAGAUCCUCACACCGGAAGUUAACAAGGGAUUGAGGAAUGAUCUGAAAGCAGCUUUGGAUAAGAUUGAUCAGCAGUACCUGAAUGAACUUGUGGGUGGCCAGGAACCUGGAGAGGAAGACACCCAGAAUGAUUUGAAAGUUCAUGAAGAAAACACCACAAUUGAAGAGUUAGAGGCACUGGGAGAGUCUUUAGGAAAAGGUGAUGAUCAUAAAGACAUGGACAUCAUUACCAAAUUCCUUAAGUUUCUUCUUGGUGUUUGGGCUAAGGAGCUGAAUGCCAGAGAGGAUUAUGUGAAGCGCAGUGUACAGGGUAAACUGAACAGUGCUACUCAGAAACAGACGGAGUCCUAUCUCAGACCCCUUUUCAGAAAGCUACGGAAAAGGAAUCUUCCUGCUGAUAUUAAAGAAUCCAUAACAGAUAUCAUUAAAUUCAUGUUGCAGAGGGAAUAUGUGAAGGCUAAUGACGCUUAUCUUCAGAUGGCCAUUGGAAAUGCCCCUUGGCCCAUUGGUGUCACUAUGGUGGGCAUCCAUGCCAGAACUGGUAGGGAAAAGAUUUUUUCCAAGCACGUGGCACAUGUUUUAAAUGAUGAGACGCAGCGGAAAUAUAUUCAGGGAUUGAAGAGGUUAAUGACCAUUUGCCAGAAGCACUUUCCUACAGAUCCAUCGAAAUGUGUGGAGUACAAUGCGCUAUGAGAUCUGUGUGCGGCCUGUGGAUAUCACAAGAAACUUAAGCCUGGCGUGGACUUGUGGAAUUGCCAACAGGCACGAGGGAAGAAGAAAAAGGAAUUUCUGGUCUCUGAGUUCUGCCUAAUGCAACUCUUGGUUUUAAGAACUGUGUUGGCUCUCAUGUCACAUCUGACUGCCAAGUGAUUUUUGUGUCUUGCUUUUAUUUUAAAUAGUCGAAAAAUUAAGUUCUAAAGACUUUUCCUCAUAAGUUAAAUGUGUAGACAACAGUCACGGGACAGGGUUUAAAAUAACUUUUCCCCUCUAGAGCUGGAAGUUGCAGUUAGAGGAUUAAAAAGGAACAUUUGAGGAUGGACUUAAUUAUUUCUGUAAAAUGUGGUAAUUUUCACAUUGCCUCUUAUGAAGUGUUUAUAGAAAAAUAUUUUUAUAUUUUCAACAAAAACAUGGAACCAUUUAAUGAAACUUGAUAGUGCUUAAAUGUUGCUGAACUUUUGCCAUCUUGCAAUAGAUUUGAAUGUA
This is a messenger RNA of Balaenoptera musculus (blue whale), 1660 nucleotides long. Its product is annotated as pre-mRNA-splicing factor 18-like. Lineage: Eukaryota; Metazoa; Chordata; Mammalia; Artiodactyla; Balaenopteridae. Gene Ontology annotation, cellular component: U4/U6 x U5 tri-snRNP complex; U5 snRNP; U2-type post-spliceosomal complex. Gene Ontology annotation, biological process: generation of catalytic spliceosome for second transesterification step; RNA splicing. The record is from RefSeq and is a predicted model, not a curated record. The transcript has a single exon. Bases 122 to 1150 code for a protein of 342 amino acids.